Rhineura floridana is the source of this 3208-nucleotide messenger RNA. It is a transcript of the gene AIP, whose product is annotated as aryl hydrocarbon receptor interacting protein. The transcript is spliced from 6 exons. Bases 218 to 1210 code for a protein of 330 amino acids. NCBI's taxonomy places the organism in Eukaryota, Metazoa, Chordata, Lepidosauria, Squamata, Rhineuridae. Gene Ontology annotation, molecular function: protein binding; peptidyl-prolyl cis-trans isomerase activity. The record is from RefSeq and is a predicted model, not a curated record.
UGCAGAGCUGUCCUCCUCUCCACGAUAAGUACAGCGAGCACUCGCUGAACCCGAAUCUUUCCGAAAGAUUCCGACUGCUACCAGAUGUGUCCGAAGCCGGAUACGGAAAUAGCCGAUUUUAUCCGGCACUAACCGAAACGGGCGUCGGCAAUUCAGCGGUAGGCAACGGAAAAGAACGAAGGUUGUAUCGAAGACAGAACUUGCGAGGGGAGCCAUCAUGGCGGAUCAGAUCGCGCAGCUCCGGGCGGAUGGGAUCCAAAAGAGGUUGAUGCAGGAAGGUCAAGGACCGCUACUUGAUUAUCAAGAUGGCACCAAGGCUACCUUCCACUAUCGCACCCUGCUCUGCAGUCUGGACCAGCAAGUCUUAGAUGACAGUCGUACACGAGGCAAGCCCAUGGAACUAAUAAUUGGCAAGAAAUUCAAGCUGCCUGUGUGGGAGACUAUUCUGCAAACCAUGCGAGAGGGAGAGAUGGCUGAGUUCUUGUGCGAUACAAAGCAUGUGGUCUUGUAUCCAACGGUGUCAAAGAGCUUGAGGAACAUUGCGGCUGGGAAAGAUCCACUCGAGGGACAACGACAUUGCUGUGGCAUUGCUCAAAUGCACGAGCACCAGUCGCUGGGUUACCCGGACCUUGAUGAGCUCCAGCAGAAUCCCCAGCCCCUCAUCUUUGCCAUUGAGAUGCUCAAGGUGGAAGCCCCUGGCUCGUAUCGGCAGGAUCCUUGGGCCAUGUCAGAUGAGGAGAAGCUGAAGGCCGUGCCCCUGAUCCAUCAGGAAGGCAACGAGCUCUACAAGGAAGGCAAGGUGCAGGAGGCUGCUGCCAAGUACUACGAUGCCAUUGCUUGUCUGAAGAACCUGCAGAUGAAGGAGCAGCCGGGAUCCCCAGACUGGAUCCAGCUGGACCAACAGAUCACCCCUUUGUUGCUGAAUUACUGCCAGUGUAAGCUGUUGAAUGAGGAGUACUAUGAGGUGCUGGAUCACUGCUCUUCCAUUCUCAACAAGUAUGAAGAUAAUGUCAAAGCCUACUUCAAGCGAGCCAAGGCACAUGCCGCCGUUUGGAAUGCAGCUGAAGCACAGGCCGACUUUGCCAAAGUCGUGCAGCUGGAUCCAUCAUUGGGCCCCGUGGUUGCACGGGAGCUGCGCAGUCUGGAGACCCGCUUACGUCAGAAAGAAGAUGAAGACAAGAUCCGUUUCAAAGGCAUCUUCUCCCAGUAGCUGUUGGACCUGCUGCUGCCCCACUUGGGACAGCUCAGACUUGGCUGGCAGUGCUCGGGCACUGCAGCGUAAGUGGACCGUGCGGCUCCCUGAAAGGGCUAGUGUGUCCCGCCCCUACACGCUGAUCUCCAUGGAGCCGGACCUUCUUGUCAACAAAGUGUGUCACCUAUGUGCUGAUAGCACUAUUUGCCAAAGGAAGUGGGAUACGGCAGGGAAGUCUUUUCUGAUUCCCCAGGCUAAGGGUGGCCCAGAAUGUGCCUGCCAGAUUUAGUGUGAGCCUCUAUAUUAUCCCCGUAAGUGAAUAUUUAUCCUGUUCCACUGCACCAGGUGCCUUUUCCUUUGUUGCUCAUGGAGCUUUGCUUGGGUAAGGGCUGCCAGAAGAUACUGUGAGAUGGCCAAGGCUUCCCUUCUAUCCUGCAAUCCCCUCUUGCUGUUCAGGAACAGGGUAGGUAUAGCAGCUCCUGAUCUCCACAGCAACAUUUUAUUUUGCCACAGGGUCCUCUGCACCUCAGAGCUGAGAUGGUCAUUUGUGAUGAGAGUUACAUGAAGGUGAUCUGUCCUCCCGUUAGUAUAAUUCCUCCUUGCUGCUCCUUCUGUGUGCAGUAGCGCGUGUCUGCCCAUGCGCUAAUCAAUCUCAGCUAGUGUGCUGGUUACAAGGUUAUGUUUUUGCCUCUCUGUUGCUGCCUGGCUGUAUAGGAUGAUGCUUUGGAAUCCAAAUAGCUGCCUUUGUGGGGGAAGUUUAGAAGUGUAUAUAUGCCGAGUAUGGAGUUGGAAGCUAAAUGGCAGAUACUCUGACCCGCAAAAUCCAGCAGGUCUCGUUUAAGGAAAAAAUAGUGAAUUGCAUCUACUGCAUUGUGGUGGCUGCGUUGCCAGCCCUUGGCUCUCUUGGUUAAAGGGUGUUGUGCCACCAGCACAGCAACGUGAUGGUGUAACAAACAAGAUGUGGCUCUAUGUGCUAUUCUGCAAUCUAGGAGGCUCUGCCUAAUUCCAGCUUCCCUCUUACUUGGUGUGAUGACUGCUGUCAGUAUUCCUGGGGCUUUUUAGCUGGUUUUAACUUUCUCGGCCUCUGUAUCGGCCAGAGAGAAAAAGUCACUUGAUUUCUCUUCCGAGCACUACUUUGGGCCCUUCGUGCACAAGGGACGGAGAGGAGUCCUGUGCCUGUUGUUUCUUGAGAAUUGGAGUGUCUCCAGCAGCAAACAUGCUGAUGAAAAACAACAGCCCUCCGCCCUCCCUCCCUCUUCUGAGGUGCAGGACAAAUGGCAAAAGGAGAGGACAGGCAGCCAGCCCCUGCUAACGUGUGUUAUUUGAGCAACUUAUUCAACAGCAGUUUUGGUUAAAUGUGACUAUUUUUAUGACCUUCUGAAACAUCUAAGCCACAUCAAGCAGCAGAGGAAUCUUAAAGCAAGGCAUCAGUGACUUGCCUAAGGCCACGGGAGCUGUCUGAAAGUAGUGCCCAAUAAGCACCAGUUUCCUCUGUCACUAGCAGCAGUGCAACAGUCGGAGAAGUGAUGAGUUCAUGCCAAAUGCUCUUUCAAAACAUAGCCAGCUCAGAGAGGAUUUUUUUUCUCUUCUGCUUAGCAAAAGUUGAUGGGGGACAUGCAGUCACGAGCAGCUCUUCCGCUUCCUUUAAUCUCUUAUCAGAAACGGAACCGAGGGCAAUCAGAUUCUCUGAAAAGCUUGAAAAGAGUAUUUGUUGAGGGUAUUCUUCAGUGGGGAAAGAUCUUUGCCCCAUCUCACCAAGGCCUAUCUGCUUGCUGGGAUGGGCCUCUGUGUUUGGACUGCCCUUCGUCUGCACAGAAACAAUGGCGUUUAUACCAGAAAAAACUCCAGCAUCGGUCAGCUGGGGAAUGUACUCGCCACUGAACAGCUUGUCAGGAUUGUGGGCUCUAAUAGUGUCAUGGUUACCUGUUGUAUGGUUAGGAAGAUUGCAGGCAUGAACUGCUUCUUGCCUAACAGGUAAGUGCCGUCAGAGAUAAUGACAGUGACCAUCACUUUAGG